CCCAAAUCCCCUCAACCUUCAGAUGAGCUACAUCCCACUAUCCUUUGCGAUGGGUUGAUAAGUGGAUCCAAGAUGGCGUAGAAAGUAAAGCUAGACAUUCUGUCCCUGAGUCAUGGCGGACAGGAGAGCGGAGAAGUCAUGUGAAGAAGCCAGCGGAUCGUUAGCCAGGCGGGAGUACGAGGCGGCAGUGAGCCACUGCACAGAUGUGCUGCUGGCCCUCGGCCCCCCYGCCCCUCCCAGCCCUGGACCCCGCGCAUCCAACGCCCCCAACGACACGGUUACCCCCCUCCGCAGCCGCGCCCUGCUCUACAGGAUAGCCGCCCUGCUACAGCUGAAAAACUAUGAUCAAGCAGAUGAAGACUGCAAACAUGUUCUGGCCGAGGAGCUGGCCAAGGGAGACGGGUCGUUUCAGGCCAGCCUGCGCUGCAUGCUGGUGGACGGCAGCCUGCACGAAGUGGCCGGRCUCCUCUCCAAGUCCCUGUUUGGGGAGCCUCUGAACGGCAUCGUCACAAAGGACUUAACUAGAUUAAAAAUGCUUCUCUCAGAAAUUGAAGCCAUUCGUAGCGAGAUGGCCACAGAAUAUACAGACGACAACGAGGAAGAAGUACGGGAUGGAUGGCAGUUUCGCCCCCCGCCUAGAGGAGUUACCAGCAGUGAGGAGUACACGCUGUGUAAAAGGUUCCUGGAGCAGGGCCUGUGUCGCUACGGUGCCCAGUGCACGUCGGCCCACUCCCAGGAGGAGCUGAUGGAGUGGCAGAAGCGCUACGCCUCGCGCCUCAUCCGCCUCAAGCAGCAGCAGGAGAGCAAGCACUUCACCGAGAACUACAUGGAGGCGCUCAUCGAGAAGUGGAUGAACUCUCUCUCCCCRGAGAAAGUGCUGAGUGACUAUUUGGACGGCGUCAGCGUGGAACACAGCUCCAACCUCUCCGUAACUGUCACCACCAAGAAAUCAGCUCACUCCUGGACCUUCUCCCUGUUCUGCAAGCCUGUGAGGAAGCUGUACCGCAUCGCCCUGCUCUACGACGCCCACCGACCCCACUUUCCAUCACGGGCGUGGUCGGUUGGCGAUGCCGGCGCCCAGCGGCUGCAGGCGGCGGCCGAGGGCUGUCAGGAGUGGACGGCGGGCGAGGAGGCYCUGGCGGCCGACAACGGCAUUGACCACUGCGUCUACACGGUGGUGGUGGGCUUCAGCACCGAGAUAUUCGGCACCUUCCGCCAGACCAUCGUCUUCGACUUUGGCUCGGAGCCCGUGCUGAUGCAGCGCAUCAUGGUGGACGCUGCCUCCAUAGAAGACCUGGAGCACCUAAUGCAAGCCAGGCAGCAGCUCCUGAUGACGGCCAAGCGCUGGGACCCGUCCUGCAAGACCAUCGUGGAGUUCAGCCCCAAUGAGACGGUGGACCUGGACCGCAGCCUGCUGGCCCGCUACCAGAUCCCCCUGUCGGCCGACCAGCUCUUCACCCAGUCGGUGCUGGACAAGACCCUGACCCGGGACAACUACCAGGCCCGCCUGCACGACCUGCUCUACAUCGAGGAGAUCGCCCAGUACAAAGAAGUCAGCAAGUUCAACAUCAAAGUCAACCUCCAGCUGGUCACCAGCUUCAUGCUGACUGGCAUCUCGGGUGGCGCCAAGUACGCCCAGAACGGGCAGCUCUUCGCCCGCUUCAAGCUGACGGAGACGCUGUCGGAGGACACGCUGGCGGGCCGCCUUGUCAUGACCAAGGUGAACUCUGUCUUGCUGCUGCCCCUGGCCCGCCAGGAGUGGUGCAGCCAGCCCCCGGGGGUCAAGGAGCGGGUCUACGAGGCCUGCAUCGAAGAGAAGACCAAGGACUACAUCUUCCUGCGGAUAUGCAAGGACUGCUGCGAGGAGCUGGGCUUGAUACCUGAUAGGGAACUGCAGGUGGAGCUGCAGUUUCAGUUGAACCGCCUGCCCCUGUGUGAGAUGCACUAUGCUCUGGACCGCAUCAAAGACAACGGCAUCCUGUUCCCAGACGCCAGCCUUACCCCCACCAUCCCCUGGAGCCCCAACAGGCAGUGGGACGAGCAGCUGGACCCGCGUCUCAACGCCAAGCAGAAGGAGGCCAUCCUGGCCAUCACCACGCCUCUAACCAUCCCCCUGCCCCCUGUGCUCAUCAUCGGGCCCUACGGCACGGGCAAGACCUUCACCCUGGCACAGGCCGUCAAGCACAUCCUCAAGCAGGACGACAGCAGGGUCCUCAUUUGCACCCAUUCCAACAGUGCAGCUGACCUGUACAUAAAGGACUACCUUCAUCCAUACGUAGAAGCGGGCAACGCGCAUGCAAGACCUCUCAGGGUAUACUUCAGGAACCGCUGGGUGAAGACUGUCCACCCGUUGGUGCAGCAGUACUGUCUGAUCUCUAACACACAGUACACUUUCCAGAUGCCCGAGAGAGAGGACAUCCUCCGGCACCGCGUGGUGGUGGUCACCCUCAGCACCUCCCAGUACCUCUGCCAGCUGGACCUGGAGCCAGGGCUCUUCUCUCACAUCCUAUUGGACGAGGCGGCCCAGGCCAUGGAGUGUGAGACCAUCAUGCCUUUCGCGCUGGCCAGCAAAAGCACCCGCAUCGUGCUGGCUGGAGACCACAUGCAGCUCAGUCCGUUUGUGUACAGCGAGUUUUCUCGAGAGCGGAACCUGCAUGUGUCGCUGUUGGACCGGCUGUACGAGCACUACCCAGCCGAGUUCCCCUGCCGCAUCCUGCUCUGUGAAAACUACCGCUCCCACGAAGCUAUCAUCAGUUACACGUCAGAACUGUUCUACGACGGGAAGCUGAUGGCCAGCGGGAAGCAGCCGUCCCACAAGGACUUCUACCCGCUGACCUUCUUCACGGCGCGCGGCGAGGACGUCCAGGAGAAGAACAGCACGGCCUACUACAACAACGCAGAGGUGUUUGAGAUCGUGGAGCGGGUGGAGGAGAUGCGUAAGAAGUGGCCGGUGGCGUGGGGCAAGCUGGACGAGGGCAGCAUCGGCGUGGUAUCGCCCUACGCCGACCAGGUAUUCCGCAUCCGCGCCGAGCUCCGAAAGAAGAGGAUGCACGAGGUCAGCGUGGAGCGGGUGCUCAACGUCCAAGGUAAGCAGUUCCGGGUGCUCUUCCUGAGCACUGUGCGCACACGGCACACCUGCAAGCACAAACAGACGGCCAUCAAGCGGAAGGAGCAGCUGGUGGAGGACUCGACGGAGGACCUGGACUARGGCUUCCUGUCCAACUACAAGCUGCUCAACACGGCUAUCACUCGCGCCCAGUCCCUGGUGGCCGUGGUGGGAGACCCCAUAGCGCUCUGUUCGGUGGGCCGCUGCAGAAAGUUCUGGGAGAAGUUCAUCUCCAUCUGCCACGAGAACGCCAGCCUGCACGGCAUCACCUAUGAGCAGAUCAAGGCCCAGCUGGAGGCCCUUGAGCUCAAGAAGACCUACGUGCUCAACCCGCUGGCGCCCGAGUUCAUCCCCCGCGCCCUGCGGGCCCAGCCGGCCCAGCACCCCCAUCAUCACCAUCACCAACACCCACACCCCCAGGGACACACGGCCAUCAAGCAGCCCCAGCAGCAGCAACCGCAGCAGUCUCCCGCAAAGGGGAAAGGUCAACAUGCGAACCACACGGAGCACUUCCCACCUGAAGGAUUUGUUCAACCCAACCCUGCGGUGUUGAUGGGCAACCCCAUCCGGGCGUUCACGCCGCCCUUAGGGGGCACACCUGGCGGCAUGGGCAAGUCCCCCAGUCCCGUGCAGAGGAUAGACCCCCACACGGGUGCCAGCAUCCUCUACGUGCCCGCCGUCUACGGAGGCAACAUGGUCAUGUCCAUGCCACUGCCUUCUGUCCCCAUCCAGUUGCCGUGGCCCGGCUAUCAGAACCGCUUCGCCAUGGACCCACGCAUUAUGAGCCACCAGGCGGCCAUGGCCUACAAUCUGAACCUGCUGCAGGCCCAGAACCGGGGCUCGCCCAUCCCCUACGGCGGAGUCACACACCCCUCCCCCUUGGGCAUGGGCCAGCAGACCAGUCCCGACAAGGAGCUUCAGGCUGAUUCUGUCAGAAACGGUAAAAUGGACGGGUGUGCAAAGUCCGAGCAGAGUCGGCUGCAGACACCAGAGAGGAAGACCUCGGAGAUGAAGGACAAACAGGGAGAGUGUGACCCGGGCGGUGGCCGGGGUCUGGACUCUCAGACYGACGGACUGGGCUUCCCCAAUGCCAUGCUUCACCGCAAGGACAACUCAAGCCAAAGACCACUCAACUACCACCUGGCGCCCCCCAACCCGGCCUUUGCCCCCCAUCCCGUGGGUCGGGCUUUCCCCCCACAGUACCCCGGCGUGUCCAGGCUCCCCUUUAGGGUGCCGACCCAGCACCCAGGUGGGGGCCCGGCCAUGGGUCAGCCUAACCAGCAUCACUCGGCCCAGCUAUCCCCAGCCUACGCCAGCGGCGGCCACAACCCCUCCUUCUUUGGUGGGGCCAUGGCCUCCCACAGAGGUGUGCCGGAGACUGAGGAGGAGGGGCCGGAGGAGAUGGGGAAUUCCAUCAGGUCCCAGAUGGGCCACCAGGUGGGGCACCACCCGGCCCUGUCGCAGCCCAGCCGAGUUAACAGCUUCGGAGAGGAGAACCAGGAAGGAGGCCUGGGAGAUGGGAUGGACCCCCUAACUCUGGAGGCCCUGAGCCAGCAGGCGCGGCUGGGCCAGUGGGGUGAGCCCGGGCCCUUCCUCCAGGGCGGUGUGGCCUUCCCUCUGCCCCAGCAGCUGGCCCAUCUGGCCCAGCCCGGCCUAGCCCGCUUCCCCCCUCAGCUGCUGGCACGGGCCAACUGGAGAAUGAGCGCCGGCAUGGAGGACGAGGCUGGCGGACCGCCUUUCACUAGGUUCCCAGGCCUCCUGAGAGAGAUGCCCCCCCAGGAUCAGCCCGAUCCCAGGGACCCGGUUGAGAUGCAGCCCCCUCCCCAGUCCCGCCUGCUCCAGUACCGCCAGGUCCAGUCCCGCUCCCCGGGAGACCCCUCCUCCCCCUCGUCCGUAACCUCCAACCACACCGGCCCCUUCCCCCCUGGCCCCUAUCCCGGCCGAGACCCCACCAGCCACGAGCUGGAGCUCCUCAAUAAUCCGGGUCUCCAGCAGCACCCGGGGAACCAGCUCUACAACCCCAACGCCUACCCCCACCAGCUGGGCCACUCCACAACCCCGCCCCCGCAGGUCAAGUACCUCCUCCAGGAGGCCCAGUGGCCUCACGGCGGAGCUGGCGUGGCCCAGAACCACAUGCUGGCCCAGGGCCAGGGCUUCCCCUAUGGGCUGCCCGUCAUGGCCCACCCCAGUAGACAGGAGCAGGUCCACCUCAUGCAGCUCCACCACCAGCAGCAGCAGCACCAACAACAACAGCAGCAGCAGCAGGGUCAAGGCCCAGGCCAGGAGCCCUACCACCCUCUCUCCCCCAGAACAACAGGUGCCACCGCCCUUCACAAUGUAGAAGAGUAUGAACCCAGGGGUCCCGGGCGGCCCCUCUACCAGCGGCGGAUCUCCUCCAGCUARCCAGACGAGGGAUCCGCCCGCCUAGACGCUCGCGCCUUGGCCCAGCAGCAGCCACAGCCCUCUGUGGCCCGGCAACGGAGGUGGCCUGGCCCGUUCCAGAACAUUCCAUGCAACGGAGCCAGCACACUCAUUCAACACCGGGACCUCCUAGCUUCCAAGGCCCUGCGGCAGGCAGCAGAGGAGCAGAUGAAGGCUGAAGCGGCAGCAGCAGUAGCUGCGGCCCAGCCUCCCGCCCACUCCCUCCAGCACCUCGGACAAUUCCCCCCUCUCAUGCCCAACAGCAAGCAACAGCCACAGCAGCAGCAGCAGCAGCAGGCCCCCCCAGAGCCCGUCCAAGGCCCCGGGGGCCCCCAAAACCCUGGCAAACCCCCCACCAUGUCCUACGCCAGUGCCCUCCGCGCCCCACCCAAACCCAGAGCUCGUCCCGAACAGGUCAAAAAGCACAGCGACCCACUUUCCCUACUCCAAGAGCUGAGCAUAGGAAGUUCAAAUGGUAGCAACGGAUACUAUUCCUAUUUUAAAUGAGUUUCACCCCUGAGAAAUCGCCCCUAGAAAAAUAUAAAUAAAAAAAACAUGUAAAAUAUAAAGAAAGAAAAAAAAAAGAUAAUAAUGGCAAAACUUUUGUGAAAAAGACAAAAAAAAAGCGGUACAAGUGCUUUUACAAAUCGUUUCUAUUCAUCGUUUUUGUUUCAGCUUUUUUGUUAUGUUUUAAACUUUUAUUUGUAACAGUCAAAUCUUUCUUCUGUUUCACAUAUCUGACAUAAAAAUUAAAAAAAAUAUGUAAAACAUAAGUAUAUAUAAUGGAUGCAUUACUGGUAUAUAUACAUGCACAUUAUGUAUAUAUGAAUAUAUGCUUAUAUUAUGUACACUUAUAUAUGUACGUAAUGCAAAAAAAAAAAAAAGGUAGAAAAAUAAACUAAAAUGAUUUUAAAAACACAUUUGGUUGACCACUUGGCUGCCUGUCUGUUUUCCCUUGUUGAAGUUGGUUAUGUUGGCCACUUUUUUUUGUCCGUUUUUAAAAAUUGAGUGGACUUUCUAUGUCUUGAUUUUCAUCAUAGUUGUGUUAACAGGGAAAAAGCUAAGUGGUCAACUAAUUUCAUAUAAAAUAUAUGGAACAUUGUAUAGAAGUAGAUACAUUUUCCUCUAAUCUGUACAUAUAAAGAAAAUAAAUGACUGAGUUGUAUGCCACAGACAUGUACCUAAAUUCCUGUAUCAUGUUAGAAUUGACAUUAGACUUCAUUUGGUUUACUUUUAAUCCUUAACCUUAGACAAAAUCAUCUUCAGUGACAGAUUAGUGGAGUAAAUGAGAUUUUUACAUACAUGCAAACGCACACGAUUCAGAAUAAAACUAUUACUUUAUUAUACAUUUAUACAAAUGUGUUGGUUGCACGUCGAUUCCUUUAUUUCACUGGCCCUCUCGUUUAAAAGAUAAAAAUAUAGGAUAGAUGAUUGAUGAUAAGCAUGCGAAGCCACAUCGAAGUGAGGUCUACUGUUGUCUGAUUCCAACUUGGAAAAACUAGUUUCAGGAAGAACCAUGGUUUGCUUCUUCUGCCGUUUCAUCUGAGGCCCAAAGAUAGUUGUUGGAAUGGCUUUCCCGUUAGUCGGUUAACCACUGUCUUUGAAGUAGGGGUUAUGGCGUGAUGGGGUUAAAUUCCAAAGUGUUACAUGUCCAAUCACAUGUCGACCAAACAUCUAAUCAGUUAAAACUGCAGAUUUAAAAAAAAAUAUGUAUGUGGAGAAACUUGAGACAAACUGUAUAAAUGAGUGGCUGGGUAAACGUAAGUCAUAACUAAGGCACGGCUGCUGAGGGAAUCUGAAGGUAUAGAGAGGGAUGACGGCCAAGUUGGAAAGAUUUUAUUCGCGUUGAGUGAGAUGUUGGGCCGACGUCAGUUAUCUCCUUGUUUUUCUUUGACCCACUUCAGAGCUUUACGGUCAUUUAGAAAGGCUUGAGAAAGAUCCUGUCACCAACUUUCCCCAACAUUCCCUGGUAUUUCUGAAAUCCCGGGUUGAGGUUUUCUGGAAUCAGCAAGGGAGUUAGCAACUAGGGAAUCGUCUGACUUGGAAUUCUUCAACCAGGAUUUCAAAAAAAAAAAAAGGGAAUUUGGGGGAUUUUGCGACCCUACACUAUUUUUGCAACCCUAGACUUAUGUAGGACUUCGGCCCGAAAGAAUACCGGCUGGUUUAGACCAGUGCCAUCAGUUACUUUUUGAUUCAGUCUUAUCAUCUGAGUUGUACUGGUACUGCAAUACCAGUCUUUUUCACCGAUAUUCCAUUUCCGCUGAUGACAGAGUACAUCACUUUUAGCUACCAACCUCUUGCUCUGAUUAAAUCGUUGCUUAGAUGACUGAGAACUCAUUCAGUCUGUUUGCCCUGGCAAUUUGCCUGGAAAUUUAGACAGAAAAAAUAUUUAGCUUUUAUUUUGACGACUCAAAUUUUUUUCAAUUGUUAACAAAUAAAUGCAAUCAGUGUGGGUUAUUUUAACCAUAAGGGAAAAAAUUGUUCAGGCGUUUGUAGGACUUUUCUGACAUGCAUUCCAUUCCAUUCAGUGAUGUAUUUUGUUUUUAGGGUGACACGUAUCUUGUGAGUGAAAUCUAUUUGCAUUUUUGUAAAAUAAUUUGCAAACAACCAUCAAGCUGUCAAAUCUUUAUACAUUUGUAUGGUGUGCACACUCCAAAAAUAAAUUGCCUGUAGGAUAAAAUUGUUAUGACAAUUAUUGACGAUUAUUAUCAAAUGCAAAUUUGUGACUGAUUUUGAUUCACUUGGUAGAUUAUUUUUUGUGUGUAAUAGCCACUGUUGUCACAUUUACUGGAAUCCAUUUUCUCUCAACUUUUCAUGAUUCAUUUAUUUUUAAUUGGUUAAUGGUAUGUUUCAGUAUAUUUUAAUAAAAUACCCUUGGAUUCUAAUUGGUAAAUUUGAUGUAACUAUUUAGUCAUUCAUUUUAAUGUAUGAGCCCGUCAAUCAGUUUUUUUUGUUUAAAGAGUCAAACAUGCUGUCAGCUAUUCAGGAAGCAAAUCUAGUUGGAAUGAAAAACAUCUCCUCUUAAACAUAGUUGAAACAAUCAUUCAAAACAUUUACUGGGACUUCAGUUUAUUUGAAUUUUCCAAGGUCCAGAUUCGAGGUUGUGAAUUUUAGGUUCAUCACAACAAAAAACAUACUUGUAAAUAUGCAUUUUCUAGGUAUUUACAAACAAGGUUUAGGGAGUGCCUCAAUUUUGUAGAAGCUGUUUAAAAGAAGAGGUAUGCCCUUUUUAAUUAUGCAAAUUCACAAAAUCAACUCACAAAAAUGGACAUGGACCGUGUUGGCAGUCACAGCAUCUUAUAGUAAUAUAACUUUUUAAAUUCAUUUUUAUAAGAUGGUGUCUGGCUGCUUUUACAAAGUUUUUUUGUUGCAGGCAUAUAAAAUGUUAUUUUACUGUAGAAUACUUAUUUUUAAAAUCAAUGUUGCAGGAAUUAUUUGUCCUUGGUUCAGUUUUUCCGCUAAAUCCGUUUAAAAGAUAUUUUAAUUUCAGCGGUGCUUUGUGGUUCGACAAUUAUUUUUCAUGUAAGACUGUACAUUCAUUCUGUGCAUGCCAAGAUGACAUGGCUUGUUUAUAUCCCCGAUUUAUCAAAUAGUUUAUUGAUUUGUGCAACAACAAUAAAAAUGUUUUUGUUCUCUCCCUACAAAGUAACAUUUUGGUUUAUUAUUUGAUGUGUACAAUGACUUGUGACAUUAUGAACAAAAAAGUAUGAUAUUUUACUAACAUGUCAAUGAAUUAUGUAAUGUUCAUGUAAGAGUUGUUUUUCCUCCAAAUUAUCUUGCUGGGCAAAAGUUGCUCCCAGCCAUACGAGGCACAUAUUAUAAGCUUUGAAAGUCUUUACAAAGAAGUGGAUAUCAAAUUUGAAUCAGUUUUUCGCAAAUUAGUUGUUGGUUAAUCUCUGAAUUGUGCAAGACUUACUCCUCACAAUUUCUACAGUGUCUGACAUGUAUUUGCGUAAAACCCAAAACAUAAGAGAUUGAGCCAUUCUAAGUGUUUGUUCUUAAUAAUCUUGUCCAGGAGUAAGUAAUAGUAGGUCUGUGCUUGUGUCCAUACCGCACCUUUUUCAGGCCUUUAUCAUUGCUUACUCAAUAUCAAAAUCUCCAUUUUGUGCCGUGUCAUGCCUUGUGACCUGAUUGACUUUGCAUCGAGACCGAAGCUUUUAAUUUGUUUGUCGUCAACCAAGUUUUAAUGUCAGUUAGCCUCCACCCAGACCCAGUCACAUAUCAUUGCGUGUAAGUGGCUUACGAAGGUUCCGCACGUUGCUUUCGUAAAACAACCUUAACUUGAACGGAUGUUUUUUGUGGUGGGAGCAGCCUUUUGCCCAGCCAGUAGAGAGCACUGUGUUCAGCCUUUGGUAAAACCACAUCUCCUGUUGUCAUCCAUCUUGUCUCCUCUAUUUCUUCCCCUCCCACAGUAAAUCAAUGGCACGCCUGUUAACUGUUACCCCUCCACUGGAUCCACACAGGUGGGCUACAUAAUGAUGAAUAUUUCCCUUUCACUCUUUUCAAUUCAAUUGGUGGUGGUCAUAAUAAAGGAUGUCGACUUUGUUUCAAAGGUUUAAUUUAAUUAUUUUUAUUUUUCAAAUGUGUUUCUCUAUUAAAGUGUCUUAUUGAAUCA
Salvelinus sp. IW2-2015 is the source of this 10142-nucleotide messenger RNA. The record is from RefSeq and is a predicted model, not a curated record. Lineage: Eukaryota; Metazoa; Chordata; Actinopteri; Salmoniformes; Salmonidae.